GUGUAUGAAUGGUGUUGUGACAAAAUUAUUGCAGUUUUUGCAUGGAAAGUGGGAGUGGAGUGAAGCAAUUUUUGGUUGGGUAUUUUGAGGGUAGAAAGGAAGAGGGAUAUGUUGUGCUUGAAGAUCCAUUGUGGGAAUUCUAUGAUGCUUUGAGCGUUGGAUUGGGAGUGGGCGAUUUUUUGGACAUUGACUCUUUCUUUGAACUCACACCUCCUAUUGAUUCAGGUAGCAACCAAUUGAAUGAACAAGACAUGCCAAACAAUCAAAACGACGCGCCACCCCCACCACCGCCGGGAGACGGCGGGAAUGGAAGCGGCAGCGGCGAAAAACCCCAAAAGAUCCCUCUCUCCGCGCAGAGAGAAAGGACGGGGAAGCUGAAGGUGAAGGACUUUGCAGGGUACCUCCAUCUUCCGAUAGAGGAAGCUGCCCGGAGAAUGAACAUCUGCCCGACGGUGAUGAAGAAGAUCUGCCGGCGAGACGGGCUGGUGCGGUGGCCCUACCGGAAGAUCAGAAGCAUUCAGAGGAAAAUCGCCGCCAGGUCCAAGGCCUUGUCCGGUGUCGACCCCGACGAGCGCCGCCGCGCCCAUCUCGAAAUCCUCGACCUUCAGCAGCAGCUCGCCGCCAUUUCUCAAGCAUUCUUGGGUUGAUUUCUAAAACUGGUUAAUAAGUACUCAUUUUGGUCCCCUCGCGAUACAAAUUAUUUAAUAAGUCAAAUUAGUUUUUGCACGUAAAAAAUGUAAAUGAAGUUAUUUCAUCGAAGAGAAUUUAUCUCUUAAAAUGUUUUGAAGGAAUUCAAUUUUUUUUUUGUGACACCCAUACAUGUAACAUAUGAUUCUUUACUGAUUCCAUUAAUGACCGUAUGAAAGAGAACGAGAAGUGUUUGUAAGUGAUUAACUUGUGAAUAAAGUGAUUUCCACAAAGGUUGAAAGUAAAGAACCUCAUUAUUG
Cuscuta campestris is the source of this 947-nucleotide messenger RNA. The record is from the annotation of a GenBank genome assembly. NCBI's taxonomy places the organism in Eukaryota, Viridiplantae, Streptophyta, Magnoliopsida, Solanales, Convolvulaceae.